Molecule: messenger RNA, 849 nt
Organism: Panicum virgatum (switchgrass)
Lineage: Eukaryota; Viridiplantae; Streptophyta; Magnoliopsida; Poales; Poaceae
Product: fucosyltransferase 6-like
Exons: 1
Coding region: 52-849 (265 amino acids)
Biological process (GO): cell wall biogenesis; xyloglucan biosynthetic process
Cellular component (GO): Golgi apparatus; membrane
Molecular function (GO): galactoside 2-alpha-L-fucosyltransferase activity
Source: RefSeq, a predicted model, not a curated record
CUCGCCAAGUUCAACUGGGUGGUGGUCAAGUCCGACGUGUACUUCGCCACCAUGUUCUUCCUCAUGCCGGCCUACGAGCGCGAGCUCGCGCGGAUGUUCCCGGAGAAGGAGGCCGUGUUCCACCACCUCGCCCGCUACCUCUUCCACCCGUCCGACGACGUGUGGGGCAUCGUGCGCAGGUACUACGGGGCCUACCUCGCCAGGGCCGACGAGCGCGUCGGCCUCCAGGUGCGCGUGUUCCCGGAGAUGCCCGUGCCGUUCGAGAACAUGUACGGCCAGAUCCUCCGGUGCUCGGAGCAGGAGGCCGGCUUGCUGCCGAAGGUUGCGUGCAAGGACGGCGCGGCGGCGAACCACUCCUCGGCCGUGGCGUCGUCGGGGAGCAAGAAGAACAAGCUCACCUCUAUUCUGGUUACGUCGCUCUUCCCCGACUACUACGAGCGCAUCCGCGGCGUGUACUACGCGAACCCGACGGAGACCGGAGAGUUCGUGGAGGUCCACCAGCCGAGCCACGAGAGGGAGCAGCGCACGGAGGCGCGCGCUCACAACCAGAGGGCGCUGGCGGAGAUGUACCUGCUGAGCUUCUGCGAUCGCAUCGUGACCACCGCGGUGUCGACGUUCGGGUACAUCGCGCACGGGCUCGCCGGCGUGCGGCCCUGGGUGCUGCUCCGGCCACCGUCGCCCGAAGCGCCUGUUGAUCCGGCGUGUGUCCGAUCGAGGACGGUGGAGCCCUGUCUUCAGGCGCUGCCGCGACGAAUGUGCGGUGUGGCGGAGGGGUCGGACAUUGGAGCUCUGGUGCCUUACGCCCGGCACUGUGAGGACGAGCAAAAAGGUCUCAAGUUGUUCCCUUAG